Molecule: messenger RNA, 2399 nt
Organism: Zingiber officinale
Lineage: Eukaryota; Viridiplantae; Streptophyta; Magnoliopsida; Zingiberales; Zingiberaceae
Product: O-fucosyltransferase 7-like
Exons: 12
Coding region: 403-2112 (569 amino acids)
Cellular component (GO): cytoplasm
Source: RefSeq, a predicted model, not a curated record
CGCGACAAGUCCUGAUUCCUGAACAGUCGAAGCACAUGACACUCCACGGCAUUCACGAGAGCACCGAAGAAACAACAAAUAUGGCAGAUUGAACGCCAGAUUUAAGCUCCAACGUCUCGCAUUCGUGGGACCAUCAUCCACAAACUCUCUCAUUCCUCGGGUUAGAUAGAUCUGCAGGUAGAUUGUCUCAAUUUAAACAGCAUUCCAAGUGCACAGGUUGAUCUUAAGAGCGGGAGAUUUUGAUCGAUCCAAUGGAAGUUUUUGUUGGCAUUUGUGGUUUGGAGCUACACUUUGUCAAAGUGCGGCGGAUUGUUCUUUUAGAAUCCAAAUGCGCCGGCGAGAGUUUCCAAUUUUAGAAGAGAAGGGAAGCGGCAAAGAAGUAACCGAAGGCAAACUUGAGGGAUGCAGCCGCGCAGGCCGACGCCGACUGCCCUCUCGGCUUUCCGGUGGACUCUAAUGCGCGCCGUUGGAGCUGUCGCCGUCGCCGCCCUCGUGGUCGUGCACGUGGUCCUCCUUCCAUCCGCCACCACCGCCCCCGACGCCCAAGAGCUCCCCCAGGAACGUGAAAUUGGAUACCGGUGGAAAACCAGCGAGCUCAGAUGGAUGCAGGAGUUCGCUCCGCCCCAACUCCCCAAGCUCCCCAUUUCUGCACAGAAGGUGAUUCUUGAAAUGCCAGUGGUGGGCAGCUCGAAAGGAGAUUAUGAUCUUGCCAAGCUAUGGAAAUCAUCUUCAAACGGAAACUUUCUGCAAUGUGUAGCACCGAGCUCAUCGUAUCUGCCUCCUUUGCAUUCAAGAGGGUUCUUGCUAGUUCAUACGAAUGGUGGGUUAAACCAAAUGCGUGCCGGGAUAAGUGACAUGGUAGCGGUGGCACGAUUAAUUGACGCAACACUUGUUAUUCCUCGGCUUGAUAAGAGAUCAUUUUGGCAUGAUUCUAGCAAUUUCUCUAACGUGUUUGAUGAAGAACACUUUAUCCAUGCUUUGGCCAAUGAUGUCAAAGUUGUAAAGAAAAUACCGAAAGAGUUGACACCGACCACGACUGCAGUAAUACACUUCCGAAGCUGGUCAGGAGUGGACUACUAUCAAAAUGAGAUAUUGCCUAUGUGGGAUAAUCAUCUGGUUAUAAAAGCUGCCAAGUCAGAUUCGCGUCUUGCGAACAAUAACCUUCCUGCUGACAUACAAAAACUUCGCUGCCGUGCUUUCUUUCAGGCUCUCAGAUUUGCUCCAAGAAUUGAAGCACUAGGAAAAUUAUUGGUGGAGAGGAUGAGAUCUUACGGUCCAUUUAUUGCUUUGCACCUUCGUUACGAGAAGGACAUGCUUGCUUUUAGUGGGUGCACAUAUGGCUUAUCACCUAUUGAAUCUGAUGAACUAGCAAGGAUUAGAGAAAAUGUUUCAUAUUGGAAGAUCAAAGAAAUUGUUGCCCAAGACCAAAGGGCUAAAGGGUAUUGUCCUCUGACUCCAAAGGAGGUUGCAAUUUUUAUUUCUUCUCUUGGAUAUCCACCAAGCACUCCAAUAUAUAUCGCAGCAGGGUCAAUAUACGGAGGCAGUUCUCAUUUGGCUGAUUUGGAAUCCCGAUUUCCUAUUUUGUUGAGCAAGGUAUUGAAUUUGUGUUUGAUGUGUUACAAUUUACAAACAUUGAUUUCUCCUACAUUUCUAUCACUUUGCCUUUGUCUCAUCCGAUCCGAUCCUGUUUAUGAACUAUUUUUACAGGAGAAAUUGGCAUCAGCACAAGAGCUUGAACCUUUUAAACAUUAUGCUUCACAAAUGGCAGCACUAGACUACAUUGUAUCACUGGAAAGUGAUGUUUUUAUCCCAUCAUAUUCUGGGAAUAUGGCGAGGGCAGUCGAAGGUCACCGCCGCUUUCUUGGCCAUCAGAAAACAAUUAAGCCAGACAGAAAAGCUCUUGUUCGUUUGUUUGAUAAGAUCAAUCGAGGAUCUCUGAGAGAAGGGAGGAAGCUAUCCAAUAUUAUUGGCGAGAUUCAUAAAAGAAGGCAAGGUUCUCCUCGCAAGCGAAAAGGGCCUGCUACCGGCACAAAAGGCAUGGAACGAUUCCGCACUGAAGAAGUAUUUUACGAGAACCCUCUACCUGACUGUCUGUGCCAGCAGCAACCCUGAGAAUUGGCCAUUUAACUUGUGCAUAGAUCGCUAAAUGGCACAAUCAGUUCAUACACCUGACUGCAUAGCAAAUUUGAUACGAUCCAGUUAAUGUCCUGACAACAAGACUCGAGAGGAGUGACUGGGGACUCACCUGUUGUAGUAGUACCAGAUGAAGUAGUCAUUCUUUAGAAUGAAUAACUGUACUUCAAUGCUGCUACUGAAGCUUACUAAAUCCUACCAAACAAUGUAUCAAGCAAACUGCAAGAAUUUUUCAAUAAACAAACUAACUACGAUGAUUAGUAUAA